AUGUUCUUCUAUUUCAGACUUGCGCCCAAAUCUUUCGCGUUGUUCUGCAGCCAUCGAGAUCCAAAUUUCAAGGGAGGACUAGGACAAGUCUCUACGCUUCACCAAUAUCAAGUUUGUGCAGAACAGCUUUUGUUCACAUGCCUCAACUUGACCGCCGAUAGUCCCUCGUAUGGCAACUCGAGAGAUUGGUUUAGUUGGAACUAUAUCAAAUUCUCCAACGGGUAUGCCUCAUCAAGUCCAUUGCACAACCUGAAAGGUGCGCAUACAAAAUUUGAUUUAUGUCGCACGUGCAGUUCGUGA
Alternaria postmessia is the source of this 300-nucleotide messenger RNA. RefSeq lists its product as uncharacterized. The transcript has 2 exons. Bases 1 to 300 code for a protein of 99 amino acids. The record is from RefSeq and is a predicted model, not a curated record. NCBI's taxonomy places the organism in Eukaryota, Fungi, Ascomycota, Dothideomycetes, Pleosporales, Pleosporaceae.